Molecule: messenger RNA, 1799 nt
Organism: Manacus vitellinus (golden-collared manakin)
Lineage: Eukaryota; Metazoa; Chordata; Aves; Passeriformes; Pipridae
Gene: OMD
Product: osteomodulin
Exons: 3
Coding region: 95-1357 (420 amino acids)
Molecular function (GO): protein binding
Source: RefSeq, a predicted model, not a curated record
UGCGCUAGGCUUAAGUCUCAGAUGAUUUCACCAGCACAAUAACUUGCUGCCCUCUACAACUUCAACUUCACCGACUUCCAAAGAGUUACAACAUAUGAAUUUAAAUAUGAGGAUUCUGAGCCAAUCAAUCUUUCCCCUCCUCUGGGCUGCUUUGGUCGUUUGUCAGUACGAAGAUUAUGAUUUCGAGGAUGACUAUGAGGAGCCAGACCAUCAAACUCCGUAUUAUUUUAACCUGAACACACAAGCUGAAGUUCCUCGCUUUCCUUUCCCAGUGGAGUGUGCCAGGGAAUGUUUCUGCCCACCAGCUUUCCCCUUGUCCAUGUACUGUGACCAUCGGAACCUGAAGACAAUCCCAAAUAUCCCCAGUCACGUCCAGCAACUUUACCUGCAGAACAACGACAUUGAAGCUGUGCCUGCAGCACCAUUCACUAAUGUCACCUUUGUGAGGGAAAUCAACCUCAGCUACAACAAAAUUAAAUUCCAUAGGAUUGACCAGGGGGUUUUUGCCAAACUUUCAAGCUUAGUGCAGCUUUAUUUGCAACAUAACGAGUUAGAAGAGUUUCCAUUCCCACUGCCCAGCUCUCUAGAGAGACUCCUCCUUGGCUUCAAUAAGAUUUCCCGGUUGCCUGGGGAGGCACUGGAAGGGUUACCCAACAUCACCACGCUGGACCUUUGCAGUAACUUACUUGAUGACUCAGUACUCAAAGACAGACCCUUUUCCAACAUGAAAAAUCUACUGCAGCUCAACUUAUGCAACAACAAGUUACAGACUAUGCCUCCUGGUCUGCCAUCAUCACUUAUGCACCUCUCUCUCGAAAAUAAUUCCAUUUCUUAUAUUCCAGAAAACUAUUUCCACAGACUUCCCAAAAUCAUUGCUCUGAGAAUGUCCCACAAUAACCUGCAGGACAUUCCACGCAACACCUUUAACCUACCCAACCUCCUGGAACUUAACCUUGGACACAACAAACUGAAACAAGUAUUCUAUAUUCCAAGAAGUUUGCAGCACUUGUAUAUUGAAGGCAAUGAACUUGAAAACAUAAACGUUACUUUGAUGUGCCCAACUCUGGACCCACUGAACAUCCACCAGCUGACCUACAUCCGCGUGGACCAGAACAAGCUGACGAGCCCCAUCAGCAGCUAUGCCUUCUUCUGCUUCCCCCUCAUCAGAACCAUCUACUAUGGAGAACAAAAUGUGACUCUCAACAAGCCAAGCCGGCUGCGAACACCGGUGUUCCGGCGGUUCCUAACCCCCGAGGAAUACCAGGAAGCAGAAGACAAUCCUGAAACGCACAGUCAGGACACCGAAGAAGAUCAGGAAGCACAAGACAACAACUACUUCUACCCUUACUUUCACUGAAGGAAUUGUUAACGAGCGUACAGGGAAAGUUUUCCUUAGUUGGGGGUCACUCAUAGCCACUCUAGAACAAUUGGAUAGUCUGGGAUGUUUAAUAUGGAUGUGUGGAGGUUGGAUUUAGUGUAGGGAAGUGUCCUCUUAGUGGUGUAGUAAAAACCAGAACAGCAGGAACAAAGAGCACUCACCUGAGCAUCAGACAAAGUCUGAUACAUCCCUGGGUUGAUGGUGGGCUUGCCCUUGGGUGAAGAAAACUGACCUGAAAAAGCUUCUGUGUCCUAAACUGCAAAAUGCCUAAAACACACAUGAAUGUCAUACUCUAUAGGAACAAAUAGUUAAGGGCAAAAAUCCUCCCAGCUCUGCAUCCUACUGCUGAGAGCAGAGGAGAACAGACACACCAGAGAGCAGGACAGGAGGGUGAGGUCACAAGAACACUUCCACAAGGUUC